This is a messenger RNA of Venustampulla echinocandica, 345 nucleotides long. RefSeq lists its product as uncharacterized. NCBI's taxonomy places the organism in Eukaryota, Fungi, Ascomycota, Leotiomycetes, Helotiales, Pleuroascaceae. The record is from RefSeq and is a predicted model, not a curated record. Bases 1 to 345 code for a protein of 114 amino acids. The transcript has a single exon.
AUGGCAGCCCCAGAAUCACUAUCUUCUACUUCAAAUGGAUCGGCCCAAGUCGUAGCUUUAACAGCAACCUACAAAUCCCCCACCAAUGAAGCCUUCACUCUUGCACACGAAGUCCCCGCCCUAGCAUCUGACAAGGUCAGCGAGAAGACAGCAUACCUCAGCGCGUUGCGCAAAGCAACCGCCGUGCUACAGGAGCAGGUUAAUAAGGAGCUCACGGCGCGCAUGGAGGAGGAUAAGGCGCGUGUAGGCGGGCCAACAAAUGGAGUGUCAAAUACGGUUUUAAAUAUAGACGAGGCUGAGGAGGAGGAUAAUUAUGGAGAGGAGGUAGCUGAGGAGGAGGGUUGA